Molecule: messenger RNA, 434 nt
Organism: Paramecium pentaurelia
Lineage: Eukaryota; Ciliophora; Oligohymenophorea; Peniculida; Parameciidae
Source: the annotation of a GenBank genome assembly
AUGCUGCAUAUACAUUUUAGUGACCAAUAUAUUGAAGGCAAUAUUUUUGGUAAGAUAUUAAAACACUACCAAGGGUUAUCUUUAAUUCUCCCACGAGACAUAGAGAUCUUUAGUAGAGCAGAGAAAAUAAAGAGUUAGAUCCUCUAUUUUGAAAAAAAGAAAAUGGGGGAAAUAUAUACAACUAACCAAAGUAGGAAACAUUUGAUACUUAUUAAAAUGGUGAUAAAAAUGUUCAACUAUUUAAGCAGAGGGUAUUAUUUUUUAUAUAAAGGCCUAGUGUCACCUGUAAAGCCCUAAUUUGGCAAAUUAAGUUCUUUAAUAAAAUCAAAUUAGUCUGCAUGCAUAAAAUGAAAUUCUCCUUGAAUUGCAUUAAGGCAAUUAAAGAUUCAAAUAAAUUUGGGAAUCAGAUGAAGAUAUUGGAUGAAAUCAUAUGA